Molecule: messenger RNA, 2058 nt
Organism: Aureobasidium melanogenum CBS 110374
Lineage: Eukaryota; Fungi; Ascomycota; Dothideomycetes; Dothideales; Saccotheciaceae
Exons: 2
Coding region: 1-2058 (685 amino acids)
Biological process (GO): regulation of DNA-templated transcription
Molecular function (GO): DNA-binding transcription factor activity, RNA polymerase II-specific; zinc ion binding
Source: RefSeq, a predicted model, not a curated record
AUGUCGGAAGAACCACCUGCAAAACGCAUCCGAAAGGGGACCAGGAGUUGUCAAGAGUGUCGACAUCGAAAGAUCCGUUGUAUCUGGCCAUCCGACAAUGCUCAAGUCUGUCAGAGCUGCGCCAACAGAAAUCGCGUCUGCGAGUUGCAGCUUGAGGUAAUACCGACUGUCGAGACGACAAAGUUGACUUCUCGAGCCCGAAUCGAAGCCUUAGAGAAGUCGGUAAGCGAUUUAUGGAAUGCCAUCGGCCAGACUCCUCCGGUCCCAAUAGGCCAAGAACCACAAUCCCAUGAUAGACCUAGAACCAGUCAUAUUGAUUACCAACAAAGUCCUGAUUCAUCCAAUCCUUCUUCACCAGCCAAUCCACCAACUCAUUUACUUCGUCUUCUCGACAACGAUUUUCUGGACUCAAACGGUCAUGAAACCACUACCCCCACCGCCCGUUUGUCCACUUCGACCAUGUCUAAGGAGUCAGCCGCUUUACUGAAGCUCUUGCCCUCGCGCGAAGACAUGGCCAUUAUUGCAGCAAACGCCUCGGAUUGGCUAUCGUGGUACAGAGUCCUCUUUUCUCUGAACAUCGCCAUGAGUGCUGGUCCUGCCAUGCUCGAAGACUAUGACAAGGUCAAACAGUCCGCCACGCAUCCAGUCCCUAUCGCAACCCUGUUGUUGGCUGUGACUUUAACGGUUCAGCAAGCUCCUGAUGCAAUCAGCAUGUUACGAAGCAUACCUGAUUCGGCCGCCUUUAUCAAGGACGUUUCCAACCUCGUGGAAAAGGUUGUUGUCUCGAACGAUGAUCUGAUAGCUGAUAUUGAUGGGAUCCGGUGUGCUCUGUUGUUUAUCCGCCUCCAACUGGGCCGAGCAAGGGUCCGGAAAACCUGGCUUACUCUUCGACGAGUCAUUGCCGUUGCCGAACUCAUCGGCUUGCCAAGAGCAGCAGCAACUCUAAGUCUUAACGCAGAGGCUCAACCUCGAUCAGAUCACCUCCAAUCUGAACAGUACCGUGGAGAUGUAUCAGCAGAUCAACAAGAGAAGGCCGAAGUCUGGGAGUCUGUGUGUGCCAUUGAUCGAAUCAUCUCGAUGAUGUGGUCUCUUCCAGUGGCUACGUCUAGUUUCCCACUUCCGGUCCGGUCAUUUAUUGACUGCCAAGGCGAAGUUAUCUUGCAGGCCUUCAUUCAUAGACUCGCUAACAUUGCCAGUAAGGUUCUGGAGCUCGAUGGUGUAUACAUACAGGACAAACCCGUACCGGAUCUACUGAGUGCGGUCAUGUCUACUGAUCAAGAAUUGCAAGAAGUCGCCAAAGCUCCAUCAAAAUCGUGGUGGAUCGAAUCGCCAUCGGUAUUAUCUCCGGCAGUCAUAUUCCAGCAUUGGCACUCGUACCUGACCAUACGCACUCAUCUUCGACUAGCCCUUGCCUAUGAUCAUGAUCAGAGAUUUCUUUACAACUUCAUUGCUUGCCUGAGUGCCUGUCAGGCGCAUACUAGGCGUUAUAUCUGGUUGCGACCACUUCUGCCGGCAGGCUUCUUUGCAAAUUCCAUCAUCGACUUGCAGGCGUUCUCGGCGAUUGUGUUCCUAAUGUUAUCUGCGAGAAAGUCCGCCACAGCCCCUUCUGCCGUGGCUUCUCGGCAUAUAAUGACCCCUGAGCAGACCCAUUCUCUGAUCGACGAAGCUGUUCAAGCUAUGGAACGAGCGUUAAGCCGUACUGGUAGUCAUUCUGCUUUGCACGGACUCGAGGCCAUCAAGAGUCUGCGAUCUUUAAUCGAUCAGCCAGAUUCGGCUGAGCCACAGAGAGCUAGUCUGCUGCUUCCUAUGAUUGGAAGAAUUCAUGUAUCUCGCAAAUCUGAUACAAGUCGUCAGCAAGACCAGUCGAUGCAAUCUCCUAGUAGCCGAAGACCCGAACUUCCUCCUCAGGGUGGAUAUUCUACCAAUAUGACAGGGUCAAACUAUUUGAGUCCUGAAGCUUUGAACACCCUGUCUUACUCGAUGGAAGUACCGGAAGACUAUCUUUUCUUCACCGAUCAGAACUUCGGGACCGAGCAGUGGUUGUCAUGGACUAACUGA